AUGAGAGGUGUCAAUCUUGGUGGUUGGCUCGUUGCGGAAAACUGGAUGACAAAAGGAUCGCCCGCAUGGAAUGGAGUUCCUGACGACAUCGCCAACAAGGGUGAAUUUCAAACAAUGCAAUAUCUUGGUCAUGCCAAAGGUGAUGAUCAAUUCAAACGACAUCGCGAUUCAUUCAUUACUGAACAAGACUUUCGUGAUAUCUCUGCCGCCAAAAUGAACACUGUUCGAAUUCCUGUUGGGUACUGGAUCACAGGAUUCGACAAUAGCGGUGGUGGUGAUCCGAACGGAUGGCGAGUAUUUGCUCCUAAUGCAAUCAGUUAUCUUGAUCGAGCUAUUCGAGAUUGGGCGCCACGAUAUAAUUUGGUCGUCUUAAUUUCAUAUCACGCUGCCAAAGGUAGUCAAAAUGGAAUGGAUCAUAGUGCACCAUCUGAUCCGGGAAACUCCCACUGGGGAAACUACCCGGAAAAUGUUGUAAACACCUUGGAUGCUGUCGAGUGGUUAGCACGAAGAUAUAAUGGCGAUGCAGCAUUUCUAGGCAUUGGUCUGCUCAAUGAACCAUCGGGUACAACCCCAGAAAGCGUAUUGAAACAAUACUAUUAUGAUGCCUAUGGACGCAUUCGUCUUUUUUCAAGUUGUCUUCUAGUUGUUUCUCCUUUACUCUAUCAGCAGGGACCUUAUGAUAGCGAUUGGAAAAAUUUCAUGCGAUGGCCCAAUUGGUACAAUGUUCGUCAUGAAUGGCAUCGUUAUCAAAUUUGGGGUUUUGAAGGUUGGGACAAGAAUCGUCUGAUUUCUUAUGCACAGAACGAACUAAAAAAUGCUGUAAAUGCAUGGGUAGGUAACUGGUUAUUCAUUGGUGAAUGGUGCAUUGCAUCGUCGGCUAAUUUCGACAAUGACGAUGAUCUGCGUCGCUAUGCUCAAGCUCAACUCGAAGCCUUCAAAGGAGCCACCGGUGGUUGGACCUUUUGGACAUGGAAAUUCUACAAUGAUGAUGGCUCACGAAAUGGAUGGAGCAUGAAAGCUAUGGUCAAUCGAGGUUUCAUUCAACUUUAA
This is a messenger RNA of Rotaria sp. Silwood1, 1050 nucleotides long. The record is from the annotation of a GenBank genome assembly. Lineage: Eukaryota; Metazoa; Rotifera; Eurotatoria; Philodinida; Philodinidae.